This is a messenger RNA of Cydia fagiglandana, 2737 nucleotides long. RefSeq lists its product as uncharacterized. The coding region runs from base 160 to 1812 and encodes 550 amino acids. The record is from RefSeq and is a predicted model, not a curated record. The transcript has 11 exons. NCBI's taxonomy places the organism in Eukaryota, Metazoa, Arthropoda, Insecta, Lepidoptera, Tortricidae.
CGAAUUAUUAUUGGACAUAAUAUUUGUAAAUAAAAUCAAUUGAAUAGAGAAUAAAUAAUUUUCCGUGAAUAAUUAGCAGAAUAUAACGUUAAAAAGAACAAUUAUUAUUAGGAUAUUCGACGGUUUAUGGGGUAGUCUUCAGUUAUUCGGCCAGUUAAGAUGCCUGGCCACGAAGCGCCUUGCGUGGAACUUGGCAGCGCUCCCCAGACGCUGAGUGUCGGGCCGUCACCUUCGCCUUCAGAAAUAUCAAGUACAAGUACUCCCGAGCCACAGAAUUUGCGACCGACACCUUUGUUUAGGGCGCUGGCUAUGCCGCCCCCCGAGCCCGAGCAGCCGCCGGGGCAGGACGAGCUGGAGCGCCGCCUGCCCGGCUACCGGCGCAUCGUGAUACCGAGGGAUCUCACACUCAUCGAGCUAUUGAAACAAUCGAGCGGCGCUCAGACCGACGAGGAAGUUCUUCGCAUCCGCGAGGCGAAGCUGCGCGUGAUCGCGGAGCAGGUCGGGCUGCGGCGGCUUCCGGUGCUGGCGCCGAGGCUGCGCGAGCUCACGCUUGACGGGAGCGCCGUCGCGACAUUGCGCGACCUUGGCAUCGGACUUGCGCGUUUAAAGAUCCUGAGCAUAAAUCGCUGCGGUCUGACGAGCCUCGACGGGGUGUGGGGCCUGGGCGCCUUGCGUGAGCUCCACGCGGCCGGCAACCGGCUGCGCGACUUUCAACUCUUGGCCGGUCUUCAGAAACUGCAUACGUUGAACUUAGCAAAUAACCCGCUAGAAGAGUCAUGUCGGCUCUGGACUUUGGGCGUGUGUGAUUCCUUGCGCAAUUUGACGCUGCGAGGGACCCCGCUGGCGGACGCGGAGGACUAUCGUGCGCGGGUCGAGGCUGCCCUUCCCAGACUGCAGUACCUAGACGACCGUCCGAUGCACGGCGAUGAAGAAGAUGCUCUGGAAGCAGAGUUGAACCCGACGUUGAGUUCGGACUCGGGGAGUGAAUGCGAUGUGGACACCACGACCGCCUCCAUGACUCCUGACGUGUCGUUGGAACCGCAACCUGGACCAUCGAAUUCACAACUAGAGAGCCUAGAAGCUGAUGUCGAUGUUGUUAGACCAUUGCGUGCCUCUCGUCGAAGACCGGCGACGACCGAGUGUGUGGGAGCGAGGCCGCGCGUGCAACUCCCGCCGCGGCCUAGCACCGCGCACUCGACGCGGGAACGAGCGCCGAGCAGGCUACAUGUGCUGAACACGCUCAUGGAUGAGGAGUGGCGCAACAGUGGUAGCAGAUUGACUUCGCAGCACCCAGUGUGUGGGAACAUAGCGAGGGCCCUGCGGCGCCCGCAGACAGCUCAGAAGACGCAUUUCGUUUCAGAAGAAGAAGAAGAAAAGCUGUUGGUGAGCGAGAGUGUCGAAAUUGUCGAAAACGCGAUGCGCGCUGUCGCGAAGGAAAUACCUCGCGCACCUUGCGUGGAGGAUUGGGCUCACUUCAGGAAACUCACCGGCAUCGACAUCGAGAUCGACUUCGAAGCACGGCCACAAGGGGAUGCUAGCACCGCGUUGGACCGCCUGGAACAAAUAGAAAAGGAGACGAGAGAGUUAGAGAGGCUGCAAAAAGAGGGUUUGAAGGAGUCUUGUAGUAUAAAUAAUAUAAAUAUACCGUCCACGUCAGCCGUGAGGUAUGACAUGCGAUCUCCGAGCGAAUGUGAUGUGUGGAGCGGCUCGGGGGACUCCCGAGAGCCCCGCGGCCCCAUGCCAGACCCCAGGCUCGAAGUCGACGUGCUGUUUAAAAACAUUAUUGAUAUGGGUAUUGAAUCGCAACACUAAUAAUUAUACAAUAGAGAUAUUUUAGAAUUUCAAUUUUCGUUAAUCACGCCUUGAAUAGCGAAUGUGUAUGACAUACCUAAUUAAAGAAUGCAUGUAAAAACCUCAGUCAUUCCACGUAUCGAUUUUGAUUCUAAGACGUGCUUGCUUAACGUUAUUUAAAUAAACGGAAUGAUCAGUGAAUUGUAAUAAUUAAUUCUGAAGGUUCAUCUUUUCGAUGUUAACGUGACGUAACACUGUCACUUGAAGAGGUUAAGUAUAUGACUUUCAAACCGGAAGUCGUGGGUUCAAGCCAGGCGAGGGAAACAAUUCUUGAGCAAAAUGGUCUAAUACCAUCCACGGCUGAAUCAGCAAGAAAUAGUAUUUUUAGGGCUUAAAACAGACGAUCUGCAACUUUAACCUUUUCAGUUUUUAGGGUUCCGUACCUCAAACGGAAAAAAACGGAACCCUUAUAGGCCCACUCGUGCGUCCGUCUGUUCGUCUGUCACAGCCUAUUUUCUCGGAAACUAUUUUUAGCCUAGUCUGCUCUUGGAAAUCUUGCAAUUUAUUUUUUGAUUAAUUUUUUUCAUGGUAAGGCCCUUGAUUAAAACGUGUAAGAAUUAUACAUCUAGACACGCGGCAGCGUGUCAAGCCAAGUUCAAGCAAAGGAACUGGCUAGCCAGCGCCGAGUGUAAUAUUACACGAACCACUUGGUGCCACUUUUGACCCUUCUAUAACUCAAAACAUCUUUGACGUAAACACAUAAAACUACGUGUGUUUAAUUAUAUCCAUAAGGAUAUCUAGAAGCCCAAAUUUCAUGAAGCUAGCUCAAACGGUUAUAAAGGUAUGAAGGUCAAAAAGUCGUAAAUUUUAAGACUGACUUAUGACUUAUAGUACCUAAACCUAACCUACUUCCAGAUGACCUAGAAGGAUGAAAUUUGGAAUCCAG